Lactuca saligna is the source of this 855-nucleotide messenger RNA. NCBI's taxonomy places the organism in Eukaryota, Viridiplantae, Streptophyta, Magnoliopsida, Asterales, Asteraceae. The record is from the annotation of a GenBank genome assembly.
AUGGAGGCCGGUGGUGGCAGUGCCAUGAACGACACCGUCGAUCUUGAUCAAUUUUUCCAAGAUGUGGAAAACGUGAAAGAAGACAUGGCCGGAGUCGAGAAAUUGUACAAAAAGCUACAAGAAUCAAAUGAGGAGAGUAAAACGGUCCAUAAUGCAAAAACAAUGAAGCAACUCCGGGCCAAGAUGGACUCUGAUGUCGAGCAAGUAUUAAAACGCGUGAAGGUCAUCAAGGGGAAGCUUGUGGCCCUUGACAAAUCCAAUGUGGAGAAUCGAAAGAUUCCUGGUUGUGAACUAGGCUCAUCUACAGAUCGAACUCGCACUUCUGUUGUUAGUGGUUUGGGGAAAAAACUUAAAACCAUGAUGGAUAGUUUUCAGGCAUUGCGUGCUCGGAUGAAUGAUGAGUACAAAGAGACAGUCGGGAGAAGAUACUUUACAAUUACGGGUGAACAAGCAAACGAUGAAUUAAUUGAUAGUUUAAUAUCUAGUGGAGAAGGCGAAGAUUUUCUUCAAAAAGCAAUCCAAGAGCAAGGUAGGGGUCAAAUCAUGGAUACAAUUUCAGAAAUUCAAGAAAGACAUGAUGCUGUAAAAGAUAUAGAGAAAAACUUGAUAGAACUCCACCAAAUCUUUUUGGAUAUGGCCGCAUUAGUAGAAGCCCAAGGACAACAAUUAAACGACAUCGAGAGCAAUGUGGCCCAUGCGAGUUCAUUUGUUCAUCGUGGGACUGAGCAAUUGGUAGAGUCCCGAGAGUUGCAAAAGAGUUCAAGAAAAUGUACUUUCAUUGCUAUUGCCCUUAUCCUUGUGCUAAUACUCGUUGCACUUUACCCCGUUUGGUUCCCCAUGUUGAUGGCAGGAUAA